Messenger RNA from Xylona heveae TC161, 2104 nucleotides. Its product is annotated as Metallo-dependent phosphatase. NCBI's taxonomy places the organism in Eukaryota, Fungi, Ascomycota, Xylonomycetes, Xylonales, Xylonaceae. Gene Ontology annotation, cellular component: cytoplasm. The record is from RefSeq and is a predicted model, not a curated record. The coding region runs from base 67 to 1707 and encodes 546 amino acids. The transcript is spliced from 4 exons. Gene Ontology annotation, molecular function: phosphoprotein phosphatase activity.
AAAUAUAUCGCUGUUUCUCUAUACUGUGCAACCUUGCUUGUCCCCGCGUUUAUUCUCGUGCCCAACAUGACGCGGAGGGUGGUUCGCACGGCCAUCCAACUUGGAGUGCUGUGCAUGAUCACAGUGCUUCUGCUCAUCUUCGUUGACAACCGAUACCGUGUCCUUCCCUCGUCGAUCCACAACCACCUCCCCGCUCACCACCCCGGUCUCGUCAUAGUCGAUGUGACUGUAAAGACUUGCAAUUCUAUCAAUCCUAUUUCCAGCUGCCGACUCGACCCCGACAAAUGGCAUCGCAUCGAAAAGGACCUCUACCUGAACAAGAGCUGGCUAUCCAGAGCCUAUGUGCACGUGCAGAGAAAGAAGGAGGAAGAGCUGGAUGAUGACGACCGUGUCGUGCUCGAUAUGAAGAUUGGGCGCCUGGACCCUGCAAAUGGCGAAAAAGGCGAAGGCAACGAGCGAUGGGAAGCAAGACCAGCUGGAAUCUGGCUGAAGCGAUCUACCAAACCCCACAUGGGCGACUCGCAAAAAGCCGUCACAGCUGUCGAUGUGCUUUUCGGUGCCGAUGCUGUCGAGCCGCGGCCUGGAUGGGAAAUCAAGGAUCAUCCUCUCUUGCUUGAUACUUCGGCCGAGAUACAAGAAUCUCGGAUCAGCAUUCGUCGCGGUAACCCGAGCGACGUCCCCAAGCCGAUUCCACGCAUUAACAAGGAUGGCAAAUUCAAGAUCAUGCAGGCGGCAGAUUUACAUCUAGCUACUGGCAUUGGACUCUGCCGUGAUCCUGAGCCAGCUGGAUGGAAUGGCGGCAAAUGCGACGCCGAUACGCGGACACUGGACUUUAUUGGAAAAGUCUUGGACGACGAGAAGCCAGACCUGGUUGUUCUCUCGGGCGAUCAGGUCAAUGGCGAUACUGCGCCUGAUGCACAAAGUGCUGUUUUCAAGUUCGCUGAACUCUUCAUAAAGCGCAAGAUCCCAUAUGCUGCCAUCUUUGGCAAUCAUGAUGACGAAGGCUCUUUGAAUCGCGCCGCAUUAAUGUCUCUGAUUGAGUCCCUCCCCUACUCGCUUUCCGAGCCUGGUCCGGCAACCGUGGACGGGGUGGGAAAUUACUAUGUCGAAAUUCUUGCCCGCGGGACGUCGCAGCAUUCUGCUCUAACUCUCUACCUCCUUGAUACCCAUGGUUAUUCCCCUGACGAAAAGAACUUCAGAGGAUACGACUGGUUGAAGAAGAAUCAGAUUGACUGGUUCAAGGAAACCGCCCAAGGCUUAAAGCAUGCUCACAAGCAAUACACGCAUGUGCAUAUGGAUCUUGCAUUCAUCCAUAUUCCACUUCCCGAAUACAGAAACACCAACAACUACAUUGUCGGCAGCUUCAAGGAGCCGCCAACAGCUCCAGGCUUCAAUUCAGGCUUCAAAGACGCACUGGUCGAGGAAGGUGUCCUCCUUGUCAGCUGUGGACAUGACCACGUCAACGACUACUGCUCCCUUGACAAGUCUCCAGAAGGCGCUCCCCAAUUGUGGAUGUGCUACGGCGGCGGUGCAGGUUUCGGCGGUUACGGCGGCUACGACGGAUACCACCGACGGGUGCGGUUCUUCGAAAUCGACAUGAAUGAAGCGCGCGUCACCACAUAUAAGCGUCUCGAGUACGGCGAUACCGAGAAACGUCUCGACGAACAAAUUAUUGUGGACGCAGGCAAGGUCGUCGGUGGGCCAUGACUGCGAGCAUCAUAGAUGUCUUCCCCCUGUCCUUUUUCACUGUGUUAUUCAUACUUAAACUUUUCUCCCUCUUUUCUUCUUUUUUUCUAUUUUUUUUUUUUGUUUCCCGACUCUUCCCCAUUCUUUUCUUUUUAAUUUGAAUUCUUUCUUCUCAUGUUCACUGUCACAUUUGCUUCUAUUCUUGUUGCUCGUCAUGAGACGAGGUACCCUGAAACCCGAAAUCACUCGUGGGGUCAAGCACACCGGAUUUUAAAAAACCAAUGGCGAAGGAAGGCGUUUAUGUGCUGGUUUCAUUUUUCUUUUUGGUAGGGUGAUUGUGGCUGCAUUUAAUGGACGCUUUUAUUUAUUUGAUCCUUGAUGAGAUAUAUCAAUCCAACACUAUUUGCUGCUUCGUGUC